Molecule: messenger RNA, 666 nt
Organism: Lactuca virosa
Lineage: Eukaryota; Viridiplantae; Streptophyta; Magnoliopsida; Asterales; Asteraceae
Source: the annotation of a GenBank genome assembly
AUGGUUCAUGAGUCGUCAUUAUCAUCUCCUGUUUCAGCUACAGGGUCUCCGCCAACAGUUGUUGUUCCUGAUGACAGCUCUUCUGUUACUCCUCUGCUAGGUAUGCGUACACAAGGGCAAGCAGGUAAAGUUUUUCCAAAGAAGUUCCAUGAUGGCACCAUACCGUAUGAUCCAAAGAAACGAGCUUUUUUAGCUGCACCUACUUCUUAUAAGAUCGCUUUGACUGAUCCCGCUUGGCGAACUGCAAUGGAGGAUGAGUUUUGUGCUCUUACAAAGAACAAUACAUGGUCUCUUGUUCCAAAACCUCCUGAUGACAUUGUAAUUGUUGGAUCAUCUCAACACGCAGUUGAUCAACUUCUUUGUGCCUUAUCCACUUCUUUUCCGAUCAAAGAUCUGGGUCGGCUGAAUUAUUUUCUGGGGAUUGAAAUACUUCACAACUCAGGGGGCAUUGUAUUGAUGCAACAUAAGUAUGCGACAGAUCUACUUAAUCGUUUUAAUAUGAUGAAUUGUAAAGGUGUUUCAACCCCUAUGUCAGUAUCUGAUAAGCUUACUCUUGACUAUGGAACUACACUAAAUAGUAAUGAUACAGCCAAGUAUAGAAGUAUGGUGGGAGCUCUGCAGUAUCUUACAUUGACGAGGCCAGAUAUCUCUUUUUCCUGUCAAUAA